AUGAACGUACCGAACGUGUUGACAUUGAUACUCUCAUUGGUGCUUCGAACCGGAACAUCUCGUCCAGGACGAAAACAUCAUCCACAAGUGAAAUCUGACCCUACAAAUAUUUUGGACACCAUAAUGACGCACUACGACAAAAGAGUUCGACCAAAUGCGGACACCGUUCAUCCCGUAAUCGUUCAUAUGACGAUCGUCUUAGGAAUUCUCACCGAAGUGAGAGAAAACCAACAAGUGGCAAGUUUCGUAAUCUCUCAUGUACAGAGAUGGCAUGAUCCAAAACUUCAAUGGGAUCCGGACAAAUACCAUGGUUUGAAGCAAGUGGUGAUGCCACAGAAUCUCGUCUGGGUACCGAAGCUCUUUAUAUACAACAGUAUGGACACGAAGGAUAUGCUGAACGAGGACCGUUAUGAUGUAAGAGUUCAACACACAGGUCAUAUAAAAAUCAAUAUCCCACAAUUUGUUACGAGCUUGUGCCGAAUCAAUAUCGACUUGUUCCCGUUUGAUACACAGUUUUGCGCAGUCGCUUUGGCUUCGCCGUUAUUAUCAGUUGAGGAAAUGGAUGUGAACGCCACUCAACCUCCUAAGGAUUCGUAUUUUUCGGGAAAUGCCGAGUGGGAGGUGAUAAAUGUGACAGUGCGGCAGAUGAAGUUCAUGGAAGAUGGUGAAUAUCGCGCAGAAGUGCACUAUAUACUGCAUCUCAAUCGUCGCCCUAUCUACUACAUUACAGUCAUCGUUGUUCCCACUUUUCUCAUCUCUGCUCUUUCCAUCCUUGGUAUUUUCUCACCAGGAUCAAACGACGGACCCAGAAACGAAAAGGUUUCCUUAGGGCUAGGAUCUCUCCUGGCUAUGACUGUUCUGUUGGACAUCGUAGCUGGAGCUAUGCCGAAGAGCAACAGUAUACCUCUAUUGGGUUUUUACAUUAUAGUAGUAAUAAUGUUGUGUGCGAUCGGGGUCGCAAUUUCAAUGGCUUUACUCGGUUUAUCCCGAUCCUACAUACAAACCGAGGAACUUCCGUCAAAAACCGCCUAUAGGAUUCUGUUGUUGACGCCGACAAAGGCGAUGAGACUCAGCAGUAUUUGCCCCAUAGCUCCUUCAGAGAAGAUUGCUGGCAUAGCACCUCGUUUCCCUGAUCUCGCAGCUAUCUAUCAUCAACUAACAGAAGUGUCCCGUGCUCAAAGGACGUAUAGAGAACGUAUGGAACGUCUACACUGGAAUAACCGGGUGGAGAAGGAAUGGAACCGGAUUUUUUCGCGUGUUGACCAUGUCUUCCUCUUCCUAUUCCAAUCCGCAAAUGUCUUGGUACUGCUGAUGUUCUUACGGUACGCCUUCAUUCCUGUGCCUGAUCUGCCCGAUGAUUUCGCUGUUUAA
Messenger RNA from Necator americanus (New World hookworm), 1371 nucleotides. RefSeq lists its product as uncharacterized. The coding region runs from base 1 to 1371 and encodes 456 amino acids. Gene Ontology annotation, biological process: monoatomic ion transmembrane transport; chemical synaptic transmission; regulation of membrane potential. Gene Ontology annotation, cellular component: neuron projection; synapse; plasma membrane. The transcript has 13 exons. Gene Ontology annotation, molecular function: excitatory extracellular ligand-gated monoatomic ion channel activity; transmitter-gated monoatomic ion channel activity involved in regulation of postsynaptic membrane potential; transmembrane signaling receptor activity. NCBI's taxonomy places the organism in Eukaryota, Metazoa, Nematoda, Chromadorea, Rhabditida, Ancylostomatidae. The record is from RefSeq and is a predicted model, not a curated record.